This is a messenger RNA of Lagenorhynchus albirostris (white-beaked dolphin), 4221 nucleotides long. It is a transcript of the gene ABCD1, whose product is annotated as ATP binding cassette subfamily D member 1. The record is from RefSeq and is a predicted model, not a curated record. The transcript has 8 exons. Gene Ontology annotation, molecular function: ATP binding; ABC-type transporter activity; ATP hydrolysis activity. Gene Ontology annotation, biological process: peroxisome organization; very long-chain fatty acid catabolic process; fatty acid beta-oxidation. Bases 758 to 3313 code for a protein of 851 amino acids. NCBI's taxonomy places the organism in Eukaryota, Metazoa, Chordata, Mammalia, Artiodactyla, Delphinidae. Gene Ontology annotation, cellular component: peroxisomal membrane; peroxisome.
GCAGCCGGAACCGGAAGCGCCCGCCGGGUCCCGCCCCGCCCCCAACCGCCGCGAGGCCCCGGAGGCCCCUCCCAAGGCGGUUUUCCGCCCCGCCCCCGAGCCGAGGCUCCGACGCCCAGGACUGGGGAAGAAGCUGCGCCUCGGGCGCGCGGGGAGUCGGGGCGAGGCCUUGGCGGGAAGGCGAGGUGCAGCUUCUCUAGCCCGCGCGGUCCUCCCCCGUCUCUGUGGUCCGGGGAGGGGGCGGGGCCCAACCGUGGGGCGAGAACGGGGUGGGGCGCCCCGCGCCCUGGCUCCGCCUCCCACCCCUCCUCCGCCUCCUCCCCUUCCCCCGAGUUCCCCCUGGGGAAGAGUGGGUGGGUAGGUGGGGAUUCCCGGCGGGUGGCGGAGUCACAGUCGCUUCAGCCAGGCUGCGGAGCGGACGGACGCGCCCGGUGCCCCGGGGGAGGAGGAGGUGGAGAGGAAAAGACGCCCUCUCUGCCCGAGACCUCUGGAGGCUCUGACCCCAGGGGCCAGGGGACUGACAAGUUCCUCCACCUCGGCUGCCUGAAGAGGCCGCGACCCUGGAGGCCCCUGAGCCCACCGCACCAGGGGGCCCAGCACCACCCGGGUGGCCUAAAGCGACAGUAUCUGGGACCACUGCGAGGUUUCCAGUUGCCUAGACAACGAGCCUGGGGUCAGAGCCUCCACCCUUCCAGCCACCUGCCUCCUCUGCUGCCUCAGGCACCAGUCCCAGACCCGUGAGUCCAGCCCAGGUGACAUGACGGUGCUCUCGACCCCCCGGCCCUCGCGGGUGACCAUGCUGAAGCGCACAGCUGUGGUCCUGGCCCUCACGGCCUAUGGGGCCCACAAAAUCUACCCCCUGGUGCGGCAGUGCCUGGCUCCGGCCAGGGGCCCUCAGACGCCGGCUGGGGAGUCCGCGCAGGAAGCUUCCGGGGCCACGGUGGGCGCAGCGGCCAAGGCCGGUGUCAACCGGGCGUUCCUCCAGCGACUCCUGCGGCUCCUGCGGCUGCUCUUCCCCAGGCUCCUGUGCCGGGAGACGGGGCUGCUGGCGCUGCACUCAGCCGCCCUGGUGAGCCGGACUUUCCUGUCGGUGUAUGUGGCCCGCCUGGACGGCCGGCUGGCCCGCUGCAUCGUGCGCAAGGACCCCCGGGCCUUCGGCUGGCAGCUCCUGCAGUGGCUCCUCAUCGCGCUCCCCGCCACCUUCAUCAACAGUGCCAUCCGCUACCUAGAGGGCCGACUGGCCCUGGCGUUCCGCAGCCGGCUGGUGGCCCACGCCUACAGCCUCUACUUCUCCCAGCAGACCUACUACCGGGUCAGCAACAUGGACGGGCGGCUCCGCAACCCGGACCAGUCCCUGACGGAGGAUGUGGUGGCCUUUGCCGCCUCCGUGGCCCACCUCUACUCCAACCUGACCAAGCCGCUCCUGGACGUGGCUGUGACCACCUAUACCCUGGUUCGAGUGGCCCGCUCCCGCGGGGCCGGCACAGCCUGGCCCUCGGCCAUCGCUGGCCUUGUGGUGUUCCUCACGGCCAACGUGCUGCAAGCCUUCUCGCCCAAGUUCGGGGAGCUGGUGGCAGAGGAGGCGCGGCGGAAGGGGGAGUUGCGCUACAUGCACUCCCGGGUGGUGGCCAACUCGGAGGAGAUUGCCUUCUAUGGGGGCCACGAGGUGGAGCUGGCCCUGCUGCAGCACUCCUACCAGGACCUGGCUUCGCAGAUCAACCUCAUUCUGCUGGAACGCCUGUGGUACGUCAUGCUGGAGCAGUUCCUCAUGAAGUACGUGUGGAGCGCCUCGGGACUGCUCAUGGUGGCAGUCCCCAUCAUCACCGCCACCGGACACGCGGAGUCAGACUCGGAGGUGGCAAAGAAGGCGGCCCUGGAGGCGAGGGAGGAGGAGCUGGUGAGCGAGCGCACGGAAGCUUUCACUAUCGCCCGCAACCUCCUCACAGCUGCCGCGGACGCCAUCGAGCGGGUCAUGGUGUCCUACAAGGAGGUGACAGAGUUGGCUGGCUACACAGCCCGGGUCCACGAGAUGUUCCAGGUAUUUGAAGACGUCCAGCACUGCCGUUUCAAGAGGCCUGGGGAGCCAGAGGACACUCAGGCAGGGUCCGGGGCCGUGGUGAGGUCUGGUGUCCGUGUGGAGGGGUCCCUGCAGAUCCGAGGUGGAAGAGGGCAUGCACCUGCUCAUCACGGGCCCCAACGGCUGCGGCAAGAGCUCUCUGUUCCGUAUCCUGGGCGGUCUCUGGCCCACCUAUGGUGGCGUGCUCUACAAGCCCCCACCCCAGCGCAUGUUCUACGUCCCCCAGAGGUGAGCGGUGGGGUGCUGGGGCCACCGGCGGCUGGGCGGGGGUGGGGGAAGAGGGAGAGAGCCAGGGUCCCCACGUCCGCCCCCACCCCUUCUGACCUGCGGAACCUGACGUCCCGGAGAUGGCAGGGCCUGAGGCCUGGGCAGAGGACGGCAAGGUGCUGCCACCCCGCCCCGCCCGCCCAACAGCUUCACAGCUGGGGGUGCGUGUGCAUGCGUGAGUGCGUGUGGGCGAGUACCGGCAUGUGUGCCGUGAUGCGUGUGUGCAACCUGAGUGUGCGUGCGUGUGUGAGUGGGUGGGCGCGGCACUCUGUGCGGCAGUGUCUGCGGCCUUCCGGUCAGCCCCCCUCGGGCAGGCAGGGCCCAUGCGGAGCCUGCUCGGGAGCAGGGCAUCGGCAGGGAAGCCGGGCCGCCCUUCCCUCGGUGGACACGUGGCUCUCCCGCAGACCCUACAUGUCUGUAGGCUCCUUGCGCGACCAAGUGAUCUACCCAGACUCUGUGGAGGACAUGCGAAGGAAGGGCUUUUCAGAGCAGCACCUGGAAGCCAUUCUGGACAUCGUGCACCUGCACCACAUCCUGCAGCGGGAAGGAGGUUGGGAGGCCGUGUGUGACUGGAAGGACGUUCUGUCCGGGGGCGAGAAGCAGAGAGUUGGCAUGGCCCGCAUGUUCUACCACAGGCCCAAGUACGCCCUCCUGGAUGAAUGUACCAGUGCCGUGAGCAUCGACGUGGAAGGCAAGAUCUUCCAGGCGGCCAAGGAUGCAGGCAUUGCCCUGCUCUCCAUCACCCACCGACCCUCCCUGUGGAAGUACCACACACACCUACUACAGUUCGACGGGGAGGGUGGCUGGAAGUUCGAGAAGCUGGACUCGGCCGCCCGCCUGAGCCUGACCGAGGAGAAGCAGCGGCUUGAGCAGCAGCUGGCGGGCAUCCCCAAGAUGCAGCGGCGCCUCCAGGAGCUCUGCGAGAUCCUGGGCCAAGGCCCUGGAGUCCUCCAGGCCGCUGCCACCUGACACACGGCCCUGGCUCUUAGCCCUUGGCCCACGCCCCACACCAAGCCCUCGGAUCACGUGAAGGAAACGGAGCGCCUGCCCACCAAGCCUUCCCCCCCACCGCCCCGCUGCAGGCCCACCCUGCAUGCUUUGCCGUCCUCCCAGGCCUCCCAGAGGACAGCCAGCGAAACCCGUGCCCACUUCCCAGCCCCACCAGACUGGGACCUGGGCAAGUAGAAGGGGAGAGGGGCCAGAGGCGCGGCCCCGCUCACAGCACCAGCCUGUGCCCAGGAGCCUUGGUGUUGGCGGCGCAGCGCCUCCUAAGUCUGGAGUCCCCCCAUUCCCUCCUCUGCGGUCCCUUGGAGACAUCACAGACGGUCCAUCUCUCUAUUGCCAUCAUCCCAGUGGCCCGCCAAGGCUCCCGUCCCCCGGAACACCCUCACUGCCAUAAAGACGGCCAAGUGGGCCCCGCGAUGAGGCAGGGCCCGUCAUCUGUGCCCCUUCUCCCCACCAGUCAUCCCAAAGAGCCUUCGGGAGAAAGAAUUGCACAACGUUUCCUACCGAGCAAUGACGAGAAUGUAGUCCCUGUCCGCCUCCGUCCCCAGCCCUCCCUCCUUCAAGCUAAUUUAUUGGAUUCCCCUUUGCAGCCCUCCGUAUCGUCAACAUGAGCACCCUGCUAGCGGGAGAGGUGGCCUGGGCCGCCAGCCAGCCCGCUACCCCACCGGCCUACACUGCCAACCGCCAGGGCGUGGGUGGGGGCGGGGACGCUGGGGCUGCCAGUUCAGUGCCAAAGAGGGGUCAGUGGGGAAGCUGUCUCUGCAAAGACUGCCCCCACCCGAGGGGGAGACCCCGCCACCGCGCCGCCGUGUGCCUUUCGGGUCGGGGAACCUCCCUCAGUUCCUCAGUAAAAACCUCCUGUGGAAAGUGCA